UGAACAAAUUUGUUGCGAACUCCUUUUUAGGGUUUUGUGAAAACCUCGAAUGUCUGAGACUAAUUUUGAAUUUGAAUGCUUACUGUUAGCUAACUCAGGGUUGUUUGAUAUGGUGCAAAACUGCAUUCAAAUGGUUGAUAAUAUCGUUAGGAUGACACAAUUGAUGAUUAAGAAAGGAUGGAUUUUUUUUUUCUUUGAAGGGCUUUCUUGAUUUCGGUAAUUAAUCUAUGGUGAAGAUUUGGGGCAUUGUAGGUCAAAUCAAUUUUCUGUUCGUUGUUUCUACUAGCAAUCACGUAAUACUAUCAGGAGCAAGAUGCACGAAUAUUUAAAAAGCAAAUACUAACAUAGUUGAAAAGUUGAAACUAAAAUUUCUAAAACAGUUAAAAGGCAUAAUUUUUUUACUUUAAUAUGGAGCAAUCAUAAUGUUAUGAACCAAUUUGAGAAUGGAAGAUUAAGGAGCAAAGAAGAAGAUUCAGUCAAGAAGAAGAAAGGGAAAGAAUAGAAAAUUUGAGAGAAGGAGAAUAGAAAGUUUGUUGUGCAAAACUGUCAUGAGCCUUCAGGCCCUUCCCUCUCGAUUUUAUUAACUGACUAUCAAACGGUUUUACCAUGGAACGCACCGUUUCAUUAAACAAGAACACACCGUUUUUAACACUGCAAAAGAAACAUAAAAACUACUGAAAAUUACAGAAAUAACAAUCGUGAAUUUCAUCCCACAUCACAUAAUUGAAUAUAUGUAGGAUUUUUAUCAUCUGCCAUUUCUUUCAAUCAAAUAUGUUUCUUUUUUCAAUUACUAUUAUUUGCUUUUCUGUUUUAGCAAAACUUGUGGAAGUGUAAAAGCAACAACCAAGCAGUGCCUAGUAUUUUCUACUUGAAAUUGUUUAACUGUAUGCAAUUAAGUGAUUUUGUCAUAUGUUCAUUUAAUUUUUAUUUUAUCAAAAUUUCAUACCUUUAGCCAUUUUUAUUUCUCAUAAGUGAUUGCUUUUGAACGUGUGUUGGCAUUUAUUAUUUGGAGUUUUCCAAUCUUUUAGGUUGUGAUCUUUUCAAAUAAAAGAUAUUGUGAAUGCAAGAAAAUUGAUUUCUCGUGGUCAUAGAAGUUUUAACAGUCAUAAGUUGAUUUUUAUUCUUUUUGUUGCCAUUACUUUGAAUUCUUUGUGCUCCAUCUUUUUUUUUUUGGGUGAAUUACAAGAAGAGGGUAAAGCCCUAACAACAACGCGACUAGCGCGACUCAAACCCAGGCCACACCUGGGGCGGUGAACACCCUGGCCAUCAGACCAACACACGGGAAAUUCAGCUUACAGUAUGUCAGAAGACGUAGAAUACCGCUGUUUUAUCGGUAAUCUUUCAUGGGCAACAACAGAUAGGGGCCUAAAAGAUGCAUUUGAAAAGUUUGGAAAUCUUCUUGACGCUAAGGUUGCUGUUGACAAGUUUUCUGGCCGUUCUCGUGGAUUUGGAUUCGUCUCUUUUGACGAUAAAGCAGCAAUGGAGGAAGCUAUUGAAGGAAUGAAUGGAAUGGAUUUGGAUGGCCGGAAUAUAACUGUUGAUAAAGCUAAGCCUCAUCAAGGGUCAGAUAGAGAUUCUGAUGGUGACCGUAGCCGUGAUCAUGGACGUGAUCAUGACCGUGAUCGUAACUGGGGCUAUGAUGGUGGGCGUGGAUCACAUGGUGGGGAGUGUUUUAAGUGUGGUAAACCUGGACACUUUGCUAGGGAGUGUCCUAGUGACGGGGGUAAAUAUGGUGGUAGGGUGGAUCGUUAUGGUGGAGGUGGUGGCAGCAGUGGUCGUUAUGGUCCUGACCGGAAUGGAGAUCGAUUUGGUGGGCGCAGCAGGGAUGCAGGUAGUCGUGGGGGGGCUGGAGCUGGAGGUGAUAGAUAUAAUCGUGAUCGUUCUGGACCAUAUGAGCGUCGUGGAACUGGAGGUCCUCGUUCAUAAGAUGACUGAUUGUGCUGAUGAACUUGGGUUGCUGCUUUUAUGCUCUGUGAAGCAAGAAGUUCCCUUUUUGCAUGAUAUGCUCUUUGUUGUUGUCUGGGUGGAACAAUAUAAUAGUUCUGUCCUAUGAAGUGUGAAACUUGCACAGAUCUACAACUGUGUUCCUAAAAUGCUGUGUUUGAUAUUUUGGUCCAAUGGAGUCUUGUACUUUCAUGACAUGCACUUUCAAAUAUGGUCUUAUGCUCUCUGAAUGCUCCA
Molecule: messenger RNA, 2181 nt
Organism: Gossypium raimondii (Peruvian cotton)
Lineage: Eukaryota; Viridiplantae; Streptophyta; Magnoliopsida; Malvales; Malvaceae
Product: glycine-rich RNA-binding protein RZ1A
Exons: 4
Coding region: 1300-1926 (208 amino acids)
Molecular function (GO): zinc ion binding; RNA binding
Source: RefSeq, a predicted model, not a curated record